This is a messenger RNA of Calidris pugnax (ruff), 8071 nucleotides long. RefSeq names its product protein serine kinase H1 (gene PSKH1). Gene Ontology annotation, molecular function: ATP binding; protein kinase activity. The record is from RefSeq and is a predicted model, not a curated record. The coding region runs from base 297 to 1559 and encodes 420 amino acids. The transcript has 5 exons. Lineage: Eukaryota; Metazoa; Chordata; Aves; Charadriiformes; Scolopacidae. Gene Ontology annotation, biological process: protein phosphorylation.
CACCGAAGGCUUACACUGCCAGCCAGGGGGCCGGUAACACCAGGUUGGAUGUAGAGUCUAAACUUCUUCCGGGUGUUCCUCUAAAACAUUUCUUCUUUCUCUGUGUAUUUCCCCUGAUGGAAGAUCAGCCGCAGUUCGUGUUCUGUGGUUCAUGCUGAAGAGCUGCUUGGAAGAGGUGGUGAAUGAGUGAAGAGAAACGUUUGGUGAUAGUUCAGAUGCGGGAAUUGCCCCGGAUGCGGUUGCUGCUGAUGCUGCCCUGGGAAAAUGCCUUGACAGGGAAUUAACACUGUUCAGUGAUGGGCUGUGGGACAAGCAAAGUGCUUCCCGAGCCCCCCAAAGAUGUGCAGCUCGACCUGGUUAAAAAAGUGGAACCGUACACGGGCCACAAUGACAUCUACAAGCAUUUCAUCAAAGAUGACUGCGGGACCGUUAUCAAAGCCGGCUCUCCCUCCCCUCCCCGCCACGCCAACCCCUACCCUGGGAACCACCUGCCCACCCUCGUGGACCAGCUGGAACCCCGCAGGAACAAAGUGGCUAAGUACCGUGCCAAAUUUGACCCCCGAGUGACGGCCAAGUAUGACAUUAAGGCCUUGAUCGGGAGGGGGAGUUUCAGCCGCGUGGUGCGGGUGGAACACAAGGCUACCAAGCAGCCCUACGCCAUCAAGAUGAUAGAGACCAAAUACCGGGAGGGGAGGGAGGUGUGCGAGUCGGAGCUCAGCGUGCUGCGCCGGGUCCGGCACACCAACAUCAUCCAGCUGAUCGAGGUGUUUGAGACCCAGGACCGUGUCUACAUGGUGAUGGAACUGGCGACGGGAGGAGAACUGUUUGAUCGAAUCAUCGCUAAAGGUUCCUUCACCGAGCGAGACGCCACGCGGGUGCUGCAGAUGGUGUUGGAUGGCGUCAAGUACUUGCACACCCUGGGAAUCACGCACCGGGACUUAAAACCAGAGAAUCUGCUGUACUACCAUCCGGGAACGGACUCCAAAAUCAUGAUUACGGAUUUUGGACUGGCAAGUGCUCGGAAAAAGGGAGAUGACUGCCUGAUGAAAACCACGUGCGGGACUCCGGAGUACAUUGCUCCCGAGAUCCUGGUCAGGAAGCCCUACACGAACUCUGUGGACAUGUGGGCGCUGGGUGUUAUCUCCUACAUCCUCCUGAGCGGCACCAUGCCCUUUGAAGAUGACAACCGCACCCGUUUGUAUCGGCAGAUCCUGAAAGGAAAAUACAGUUACUCAGGCGAGCCCUGGCCCAGUGUGUCCAACCUGGCCAAGGAUUUCAUCGAUCGGCUGCUCACGGUGGACCCCAGUGACAGGAUGACGGCCCUCCAGGCCCUGAAGCACCCGUGGGUGGUCAGCAUGGCAGCCUCUUCCUCCAUGAAGAACCUACACCGUUCCAUUUCCCAAAACCUUCUCAAGAGGGCAUCUUCCCGCUGCCAGAGCACCAAGUCGGCGCAGUCCACCCGCUCCAGCCGUUCCACCAAAUCCAACAAGUCACGGCGGGUUCGGGAGCGGGAGCUGCGGGAGCUCAACCUGCGCUACCAGCAGCAGUACACUGGCUGAGCGCUGGGCUGGGACCUGCCAGGCGUCUUUCCAGAUGUCUUCUCUGUCCCUCACCAGGUGAGGAACAUCCAGGUUCCUCCCUCCCUCCCUUCCUCCGGGUGUCCCCCCCCUGUGCGGAGGAAAGGGAAUGGCGUGGUGGCCAUCCCAUGGGGUCUCACGCAGGAAACGGGGGAGCCCUCGUGGGCUCAGAGCCUCGAGUAAUAACACAAAUUCAGGAGCCAUGUGGGGAGAAGAGUUCUUUCUGUAGCCCAGGAGCUCGGUUGUUCAUAGUUAUUUAUUAGUUCCAGAGCGUUAAGUUUCUCUCGCUUGCAUAUGAAAAAAAAAAAAAAGGAAAUCACUUUAUGGGUAUGUACAUGCACGUAUGUGUGUGCACAUACACGUGUGGGUGUGUAUAUGUAUUUAAAAAUUAUAUAUACACAAAUUUUGAGCUGGUUUAGUCAGACGGUGUGGUGCCUCUGCAGCGAAGCUGGGAUGAGUCACAGGCAGUUAGAAGUAGGGUAGCUGUGACUCACCGCCGGCGCGCUGCCCACCCGCUCCUCCUGAAGAGCAGCCAGACAGCACUUUUCCAAGCUGCGAGGUUUCCCCCAAGGGCUGCCAUCCUCCUGGUGACGUCAAGGGUGUGCUCAAGCUGUGCGAGGAGCUGCCGGGCAAAUUGACAACCGGGCUGAAGCGCUGCGGGCUCGGAGCUGGGAUCCGAUUCCUUUGAUCUGGGCUGGGUGGGUGCUCCUGAUGGAGGGGUGGGAAGAGGAUUGUUGUCCUGCCGGAAAUUCAUGGUAGGCAGAGAGAUGUCUUUGGCAAGGCAGGUUUUUGGGGAGCACCUUGCUGUCCCCCUUGAAUUAUCCUUCCCCUAUUUGCAGCAAGACCAGUGCCUGCCAUCCAGGGUUUGUUGUUCUGAUGGCCCUGUCAUGUCUGUGAUGUAUUACGUGUCCUGCACCCUUCAGACCAGCUUUACUGUCCAUGUCACUUCACCAGCACUUCGGUUCCAUGUAUUGCUCCCUGUCUGCAGAUUUUACAGGGUUCCCCUGCUUUGUGUGCCUGUCCUGCCUCAGUUCUGCUGUCCCUGCUCUGGAGCAAUGAAGUGGUGGGAUGAAGAGGUUGGGAUGGCCACAAAUGGCUCCAUAGCAUCAGGGUUGGGAUAGUGGUGCUACAUCUUGAGUAGCAGAGGUCCAGUCUGUGAUAAUGCCCUGGAGAUGUUACACAAACACCUCUGAGCUGGUAGGUGUGACAUAAAUCCAACGGGAAAAAGCUGCCUUUCGGGUUUCCUUGUGCUGGAUGGGUGAUGUGGGGGCCUCUUGUGAAGGAUCUCUUGGGGAAGGUGAGUCCUGUAGAGCUCAGCUUUGUGCAAGGCUCCUGACAUACCUCCCAAAUAGAGCAGCAGAGUGGGGCUGAUGGCACAGUCUCAGGGUGGAUUUGGCCUCUUGUGACAGCAGAGUCAAGAUCUGCAGGGAAGGAGAAUGCUGUUUUUUUUAAACUUUUCACAUGAAAAGCUGUACUUUUUGCUUCUUGCUGUGCACCUGGGAAGUACUUGCUUGUCUCUGAGCUGGAGGUGGAGGCUGUGCAAGCUCAAGGGGCUGGCGAGCAGAACCUUUCCAGCCAGGAUUGAUGUCUCUGCUGCUGUGUUUCAGUGUCAGCAAGGUUUUAAGUGGUUGGUCGCAUCUCCAGGGAGCUCUAACUCUCUGGCCGCAGCCCCUCUUGAUCAGCAAACAGCACAGGUUCGGUGGGAGAAGGCUGCAUUUUCGGUGCUAAGGUUAAAAAAAAAAGGGAAUCUCUAAGGAUGUGCCUCCCACCCCAAAGCUGGGAUGGCCCAUGGCCACUGUGAGCAGAGCUUGAUGUGCCCAGGCGUGCGGUGGGGAAUAUGCCAGAGGAAACCUGAGGACAGCCCGUAUGGGUAGCCGGGAUGAAUUCUAAAUCCUUCUAAAUGCGUGGUUUUGCAUGGUAUUUUGCAAACUCCGGGUCCUUUGCAGGCUGCCCUUCCUCUGAGUGCCCAUCCUACCCUAUCACACACAGUCUUUCUUCCGUCAGCAUUAAUGGAUACCACAGAAUGACCAAAAUUUGGGUUUUUUCAACUCUGUGGACUGCAAAAAAAAAGUGUUUCUUCUGCUUCUGUUACCUUCUCACAUAGUCUUCUCUGGUUUGUUACCAUGGCCUAUAAACUAGGUGUGAUUUCUGACAAAACAGGCAGCUUGCCUUAUUUUGCAUCGGAAACAGUUCAGUUCCCCUUGUAUUACUGCAAACAGCUCUUCAGGAGCAGCAACUGCUCCAAGGUGAGUAUCAGCUGGAAAACUGUUCUUCCCCGGUAGGUUGCGAGAUGGCAGGACGCGCUCUCAGAGGGCUCUUGGAGGGCUUCUGGUGCUGAGCUGCUGCUCAGAAGAGUCUUCUGCGUGUUUGGGGCAUCACACCCAGGCACUGUGAUCUCUCUUCCCUCCUGGGUGCUUUCACGUUUAUCUUUAAAAUAAGUGUUUUGCCCGUGUGAGGAGGUCAAACUGAUAAGCUGAGCCACGACCUCUAGAACCCCAGACCCUUUCCUUUAACCAACAGACCAUCGAAACGCACAAAUGUUGGGCAGAUGUCUGCUCACGCUGUUCCUUCGUGCUUUCCCUUGUGGGCAAUAAAUGAAGGUGGAAAGAAGGUGAGGACCUUGAGCUCUGGUCUGACCAAGCUUGAACAAGAAUAUUCUCAUCUGCGACAAUUUUUUGCUUUAUUGCUCUUUUCAGCCAAUUGGGUUUUCACCAGGAAGUGUUCCAAGCGGCGUGAUUCGUAGUGAGUUUGGGGUGGAGACAUACUUGGGAAGCAAAAUGUUGCUGUAUAGGUUCCUGGCACUGCUCUAUAGGUUCCUGGUUCAGUUUUCUGCAGUGAUGUGCUGCAACCAGGUGGUGAAUUGGCAGAAGGGAGAACCCUUCCAAUCCCUGAGCAGUACUGGGUGGCCGCAGCCUGCCUCUUUGGGGCAUGGAGAUGUGCUCCUCAGGCAUCCCACCUUUAGGGGAUCGCACCAAAGAGGACCAAGUCCAUCCCAUAAGGGGCUUUGGCUUUUUCUGGAAAAAAGGACCUCAAUUCUCUUUAGAAAUGCAAUAUUUUCUUGUUUGCAUGGAAAAAUCCAUGGAAGAAUGGGCAGAAUCUUUAUGGGCUUUCUUUCCAUCAUUUGAUUACAACACUCUUGGCUCGAUCCCUUUUCUUUUUCUAUAUUCAGUAUUUGCAGGAACCUAGAGAAUAACACGUGUGAGCAGAGGGGAGCCUGGCAGAGUCUCACUGGCAGCUCCUCCCGUGUCCCUUGGAGCCCUUGCUCAUAUUUCUGCUUUUGCUCUGGCUGGAAAACUGCGAUGCUACAUAGCAGGGUCCAGCUUAAGGACAGUUCCUUGGGUGCUUUUAUCCUUGCAGUUGUGUCACAUUUUCAGCUGGCCAGGGGGACAAGCAGUAGGUAGUUCAGGUGCCUUCAAUCUCUCCUCUAAGAAGCUCUUCACUGUGAAUUAUCUUGAUCAUCUGUCUGUUCCACGGGAGCAUCUCAGCUCUCAGUUUAUCUUGACUCUCAGGAGUUUACACUUUUCAGGAGUGCCUUAUUUGGGGGUUUUAGAAGCUAAAAUCUCUGAAGUGUCUUUUUUUCUGUUCAAUUUUUAAUUCUCUUUCUUUGGCUCUUAAUGGUGGUUCUUAAUUUGGCUCGUAGGGGUUUUUUGCAAGACUUCCUCUGGUACUGAACGAGCUGGUAGAACGCAGGGAACAAGUGCACGCUCCAGACCAUCGCUGAGUUGCCAUCUUCCUGUCAGCUGGGGUGCAAAUCUCUGUAAAGCACUGCUUUUGUUUUCCCUACUUCUGUUCAUACAACGGAAAUGAAGCUGGAAUGACACCUAGCGGCAGAUUUUAGGGUACCCUUGUCCAACUACAGCCCUCUUCUGGUUAUGCGCCCACUGUUUCAGGGUGAGAUGCUCUUUCCAAAGAGUUUGGUGUGCUGGGUGGUGGUCCUGAACCACAUCUGCAGUCCCAGAUGUUCGACAGCUCUCUCAGCGCGGCACCGUUUUCUCCUCUACUGUUGCCAAAGAACAGCAUUUUUAGCCCAAAUAACAGCAUUUUUAGCCCACCCCGCUGGAAGGGAUGCUCAGUGCUGGGGCAGAGACGUGUGUGGGUCACCCCCUGCAGUGUCUAAAGGAGAUGCUCACCAGCACCCUGCUGGGGUAACAUCUCGGGGGACACUAGGAGAAAGCAGAAGCUGAAGGUGCUGAGGCUGGAAGCAGUAGGUUUGGGACUUUCUCCCAUCAUGAGACGCGAUGGAGCAGCUCAGGGUGUUGCUUCCCAGCGUGUUCUGUUUCAGGGAAAUGCAGUUUUAAGGAGUAAGGGGAAUUACCAUUGAUUGUCUUUUGGAACUUAGCGGUACUGUGUAAAACAAUCCCACCCUUUCAUCCUGGGAGUCUGGCUGCUCUCCUGGGGGAGAGAAUUACGGCUUGAAAGAACGUAGCCUGUUGAUUCUUGAUUUUUUAAAAUUUUUUUUCUUUGAGGAUUAUUGGAAAUUAAUGUGAAAAGGUCUUCCAGAAAUAACAUUAGGUGGUCUACAGACUUGCAUCCAGAUUUUUGAGUACGUAAAGUACUUUUCUGUGUGUUUUGGUAAAACAGCAAUUACUUGUCCGUGUUUGAUUGACUUCUCACUCUUCUCAGGUUUCUAAAAAUGCAACAUGUCAACUCUGUGGUGGUAACCCUUCCCCUUCCUUCAAGCCAGCAGAAGUCUGUGCUGUUUAACACUGAGGUUGUGAGAGCAUCCAGAUGCUCCUGCCAGUUCCUGGACCGUGUUGUUUUUGGAAACGUACAGCCACUCGUGAGGGAAAGGUGUGGGGCCUUGUGGUGAGAAUACACCCAGACAGAAGGGCUCUGACCUGCUGGCUUUGGUGGUUGUGUGGAAACCUGCUGCAGUGUAGGGCUUGCAUUACCUGUUUGUUUUGGAAAUUAUAAACUCUAAAACUCUUUAACUUCAGAUAUUUUCUUCUUUUAGGUCAGGUGUUUUCUAUUCUGGUAAUUUACAUUCUUUCUUAUGCCCAGCUCCAUUUCUCAGUCCUGUUUUCUACCCUCCAUUUCUCAGUCUUGUUUUCUACCCCCCAUUCCUCAGUCCUGUUUUCUGCCGUGGUGUUGGGCUGAAGUACUUAGAGAGUCAACUUUUCCGCGAUGCACAAACUGGAAUAGGAAUGGUGGUUAACUCAGCUACUGGGCAGCAACUCUGGGUUUGGCCCUGCAGGAGCUGUGGUGAGUCCUGGAGCCGGGUAAAAGCAUCUGUGUGAUGCCCUGCAAGGUGGGAGAAGGCUCCCUCCCUCGCAGGACCCUGCAGUGCAGACUCAGCUCAAGAUUAUUUUAUACAAGCUAGGACAGCCAGUGCGUCGUGGCGGUUACAGGUCUCUUAUUAGACUAUGUGGGACCAUAUUCCUCUUUUAAGUGACCAUACUAAAGAUUUGGAAGGUUUGAGGCAGGGUAAAUUAAAAUCUCAACUAUUUUGACUUAAUUUAGUUUUUUUAAUGAUGCAAAGCAACACAGAGAUUGGCUUCCAGAGCCGGGGGGAGGAGGAAUCACCCUCUGGAGGAGCUGCAAACUGUUCUCUAGUGGCAACGUGAGCCCUUGGAUGUGCAGGGAGGGAGGUCGUGUCCUGGCCUCCUGCCAGCUCGGCUUCAUCCUGGAGAACAUCACCAAGUGCCUGUGCCCACUCAGUGCCAGAUACCCAACUCGCCUGUACCACUCUCGGGAGGUUUUUGGUGCUUUUUCUGACCACUUUCAGCCUGGAUUAAGGCGACAGCUCUCGAGUGCUGCGGAGGCAGGUUGCCUACGUGUCAGCUGUGCCCUUACUGAGCUGUCAAUUUGCCCCCCCAAAAAAAUGUGAAGCAGCAGGGACAUGCAGUGGCAACACAGCAUCGUGGAGCGUGGUACCUUCCCCCCUCAGUGUCUUCUGGGGUGGGGGGAGCUCUGCCAGCCCGCUGAUGUUUUUUCCUUCUCCCGCUGUCCUCUGCUGCGUGGUUCAUGCUGUAGAUAGAUCCCUUGUGCGACGGGCGAGCUACCAGCUGCUGUUGCAGGUAUCGUUGCGCUGUGGUUUUCUGCUGAACGUGGAGGAGGCUGGUUAGAAACCAGCAGCUCCAGCCAGCACGCCCAGAUGCCGUGAUGAGUGUUUCCUGUUGCCUUUCGCUAUGGAAAGACACCUCCCGGGAAGCUCUUGGGACCCGGAGGUCUUCCGGCACUUGUUGUUAUUUUUGGUUGCCAGAUUUCCGGUGCUGGGGUUGGAAUGGUUUGGAAGUUACUCGUGUCGUGUCCCGUUAGUCUCCUAACGAGCCUGUUCCGAGAAGUGUCCCAUCCUGCGACUUACCUUUGGAGUCCUGCCUUUCCAUUAAGGACUGUCCUAUAGGAUGAGGUCUGAACCAUUGUAAUGAGUCUGUAACGUUACGAUUAGAGUGUACAGAGUUAUUUAUUUUGUGUACUCGGUCUGCUCAACAUGUAAAUGUAUUCUGGGUACCCCCUGGCUCUGCUGUCGUUACUUCUGCCCAGCGGAAUGACUG